Symbiodinium sp. CCMP2456 is the source of this 769-nucleotide messenger RNA. Lineage: Eukaryota; Dinophyceae; Suessiales; Symbiodiniaceae. The record is from the annotation of a GenBank genome assembly.
GUGGCUCUUCGGGGAGUGGGAGAUUUCCUCCCGGCCGGUGGCUUUCUGCGAGCCCUUGGGGCCCCGCUUUCUGGACGACGCGACGCGUGCCGGGAUCCGAGAGGAUUUCGAAGGAACUGAACCCGCCAAGCCCCUGAAAUGGAAAUCGAGAUUCUAUUGGCAAGUCUUGGACCAGACAGGCGAAGUCAGGCCGCGGGCUCCUUCCUUCCCCUCCGGCUUGCUGCUGGCCUCGCCCUCCCUUGCGGCCGGCUGCCUGGAGAAGGUGGUUCAGUACCGAGCCUACAAUGCUGGCCAAGAGAUCUCGGCCUUCCUGAAGCAAAGCGUGCCGCGGGUGGUUGCCGAGGCCGACCCACGGGUGCAACCUCUGCAGAUCUCCGUGUCCUUCCCCGUGGAAACAGAGGACGAAGAGCUGAUCCGCAGCGUGACCCUGAAGCUGGAAGCUUGCCGGACGCAGCAGGUACAGGAGACGGAGUUCAUCUCCUCGGAGCUGUUCCACCAAAAGAUCUUCACCGAUGGUGAGCUGGACAGCGAGGGAGACUUCGAGGUCCUCAAUGCGUACACUCUCCUGGAGCCUGGCCGCGUAGCGGUGAGGAAUCGCGUGGCCAAGUAUCUGAUUCCGGCAGACGACCUCUACAAGGAGGCGGAUAGCCGGGCGGUCAGCUGGGCGGACUACGAGUGGGAGCUGCGCCGCCUGAGCACCUGCAUUGACACACCUUAUGGCCAAGAAUGCGCGACUUCCCAGGAAGGGCAAGGGGAUGCCAGAUGCUGA